Heterocephalus glaber (naked mole-rat) is the source of this 1954-nucleotide messenger RNA. RefSeq names its product lactamase beta (gene Lactb). NCBI's taxonomy places the organism in Eukaryota, Metazoa, Chordata, Mammalia, Rodentia, Bathyergidae. Gene Ontology annotation, cellular component: mitochondrion. Gene Ontology annotation, molecular function: peptidase activity. The record is from RefSeq and is a predicted model, not a curated record. Gene Ontology annotation, biological process: proteolysis; regulation of lipid metabolic process.
CCGCCCCCUCUGGCCCAACCUGCCGGAGAGCUCGGCCGCGGUCCGCGGGGAGACACCAUGCAGCGGGUCCUGUCAGCGGCGACGGCGCGGGCCGCGACCCCCGGGACCCGGGCCUGGGUCUGCAGGCGGCACAGAGCUCACCAGCGGGCUGGUCCGCCUUCGCUCGGCGGAGGCUGGGUGGGAGGAGGCCUGGGGCUGGGGCUAGGGCUGGGGCUGGGGCUGGCGCUCGGGGCGAAGCUGGCGGGCGGGCUGAGGGGCGCCACGCCCGCCGCCCCCGACCCGGAGACUACGCCUCCGGCCGAGCCGCUGCAGGACCCGUCCCCCGCCGCCGGGUCUCUGCAGACCCCCGCGCCGUCCCCCGCCGGGCGCUUCGCCAGAGCCAUCGAGAGCAGCCGCGACCUGCUGCACAGGAUCAAGGAUGAGGUGGGCGCACCCGGCAUAGUGGUUGGAGUUUCUGUAGAUGGAAAAGAAGUCUGGUCAGAAGGCCUAGGUUAUGCAGAUGUUGAGAACCGCGUGCCAUGUAAGCCAGAGACAGUCAUGAGAAUUGCCAGCAUCAGCAAAAGCCUCACAAUGGUUGCUCUUGCCAAAUUAUGGGAAGCAGGGAAACUGGAUCUUGAUAUUCCAGUACAACAUUAUGUUCCCGAAUUCCCAGAAAAAGAGUAUGAAGGUGAAAAGGUUUCUGUCACAACAAGAUUACUAAUUUCCCAUUUAAGUGGAAUUCGUCAUUAUGAGAAGGACAUGAAAAAGGUGAAAGAAGAGAAGGCUUAUAAAGCCUUGAUUAUGAUGAGAGGGACACUGGCAUCUGACCAAGAAAAAGAAUUCAAAGAAAAAGGAGGCAAAAGACAUGAAAAGGAUGACCUUGCUAAAGCUAAGACAGAGUCAGACAAUGAAGCCAAAUGCCGGAAUUCAAAACCGGGCAAGAAAAAAAAUGAUUUUGAACAAGGCGAAUUAUACUUGAAAGAAAAGUUUGAAAAUUCAGUUGAAUCCUUAAGAUUGUUUAAAAAUGAUCCGUUGUUCUUUAAGCCUGGUAGUCAGUUUUUGUAUUCAACUUUUGGCUAUACCCUCCUGGCAGCCAUAGUAGAAAGAGCUUCAGGAUAUAAGUAUUUGGACUAUAUGCAGAAAAUAUUCCAUGACUUGGAUAUGCUGACAACUGUGCAGGAAGAAAAUGAGCCGGUGAUUUACAAUAGAGCAAGAUUUUAUGUUUACAAUAAAAAGCAACGCCUUGUCAACACACCUUAUGUGGAUAACUCCUAUAAAUGGGCUGGUGGUGGAUUUCUGUCUACAGUGGGUGACCUUCUGAAAUUUGGGAAUGCAAUGCUGUACAGUUACCAAGUUGGGCUGUUUAAGAACUCACAUGAAAAUUUUUUACCUGGAUAUCUCAAACCAGAAACAAUGGUUAUGAUGUGGACACCUGUCCCUAACACAGAGAUGUCUUGGGAUAAAGAUGGUAAAUACGCAAUGGCAUGGGGUGUGGUAGAAAAGAAACAGACAUACGGUUCUUGUAGGAAGCAGCGGCAUUAUGCCUCCCAUACUGGAGGUGCAGUGGGUGCCAGUAGUGUCCUGCUGGUUCUUCCUGAAGAAGUGGAUACCAUGAAUAACAAGGUUCCCCCAAGAGGAAUAAUUGUUUCUGUCAUCUGUAACAUGCAAUCUGUCGGCCUCAAUAGCACUGCUUUAAAGAUUGCCCUGGAAUUUGAUAAAGACAGAUCAGACUGAUCUCUUAACAUCACAGGUGCAAAAUAAACAUUUUGAAAUAUUAAAGUACCAAAAUACAUGAGCUUUUUAAGAAGAAAUUUGUAAUAGAGUACAAUGAAUGCAGAAAAGUAUGUACCUCUACUUGCUUAAUUUUGUAACUGUCUUAUUGUAGAAUUAGUUCUUUAUACUCAGGGAAGUAGCUAUUGUUUCUACUUUUUGGAAAAAGUGUUAACUCUUGAAAUAAAAUAUUCUGAUAAAAACA